AUGCAACAUACACCAGCUGUGUUUCUGCUUCUCUUGCACAUCCUUUGUGCUUAUCAAGGAAAAGGAGGUACCACAUCUCAUAAAUGGGAGGUCAAAUUCACCAGUCACCAUUUCUGUGCUGUGACUGGAUCAUCAGUGGUCAUGCCCUGCUCAUUCACCCAUCCUAUUGUUCUCAUGGUCACCAAGGUCUACUGGCGCUACCGACGUGACCAUAAUAAAAAAUUCACAGACAUCACAGCGGAUAAGAAUCCUAAAUACAAAGGACGUAUACAAUACUUUUGGAACAAGAACAAGAACAAGACGAACUGCACAUUCAAAUUGAGCAAGUUGAUGAUGUCAGACAAUGGAGAGUAUUUUACACGGAUUGAAACAGAAGAUUCUGAAAAUAAGUGGCUGAGUAGAUCUAAGGUCACUUUGUCUGUUAAAGAACUUUCUGUUGGGAUUCCUGAACCAGUGAUGGAGGACAACGACGUGACACUGAGUUGCAACAACAUAUGCUCUUCAAAAGACAUCCCCUCAGUAAUAUGGAAAAAGAACGGACAGGAUUUACAUGUCAAACAGAAACACCAGAAUGAACUCAUCUUUCAGAGUGUCAGUACUGGGGAUGAGGGCAACUACUCUUGUGCACUGAAACACAAUGAAGACCAUCCAUCCAAACCAGUGGAGCUUAAUGUCAUGUUCCCUCCAAGGGUCCCGUCUGUCUCUGUCAGUCCUGCUAGUGAGACACUAGAGGGCGCUUCAGUGACUCUGACCUGCAGCAGUGAUGCCAACCCACCAGUGGAGAACUACACCUGGUACAGAAGGACCGCAGCUGAAACAGUGCGUGUGGGUACAGGAGAGAGAAUCAACUUCAAUCUGACCCCAGACAGAGCUGGACUAUAUCACUGUGAGGCCCACAACAGUGUAGGAUCCCUGAAUUCUACUGGAGUUGAAGUUAUUUGGUCUGGAGGAAGAAAGCAACGCCAAGUAGCAACCCCAGCAGCUCUGAUAAUAACACACAACAUGUCCCACAGUGUGUCCCUGAUAAUGUGUAUGAAGACAUCUCAGGCCUCCCUCUGACCUCUGCUCCAGCCCAGAGAGUGGACUCAGGUGUCCAGGAUGAUGUCCAGUACGCCAGCGUUCAGAUCAAGAGCUCCAGAG
Messenger RNA from Alosa sapidissima (American shad), 1140 nucleotides. RefSeq names its product sialoadhesin-like. The transcript has 7 exons. The record is from RefSeq and is a predicted model, not a curated record. Bases 1 to 1059 code for a protein of 352 amino acids. NCBI's taxonomy places the organism in Eukaryota, Metazoa, Chordata, Actinopteri, Clupeiformes, Clupeidae.